AUGGCACAAGACUCGGGCUUUAAACUCUACCGCUACGACCCCUCCCUAGCCGCGGCCGUGAUCUUCAUCGCCCUGUUCGCCCUCGCCUCUCUCCUGCACACGUACCAGCUCCUUCGCACACGGACAUGGUUCUUGAUCCCCUUCUGCGUCGGCGGGUACUUUGAGGCCGCGGGUUACGUCGGCCGGGCGAUUGGAUCUCAAGAGAGCCCCGAUCAUUGGAGCGUCGGGCCGUACGUGCUGCAGUCGGUGCUCAUCCUCGUGGCGCCCGCGCUGUUCGCGGCCAGCAUAUACAUGGAGCUCGGACGGAUCAUCUUGCUCACGGACGGGACGAGGCAUUCACCCGUCAACCCGAGGUGGUUGACAAAGAUCUUCGUCGCGGGGGAUGUCUUGUCGUUUCUGAUGCAAGCGUCUGGUGGAGGAAUGAUGGCCGGCAAGACCAAGUCGUCCAUCAACACGGGCAAGAACAUCAUCAUCGGCGGCCUCUUGGUUCAAGUCGUCUUCUUCUCCUUCUUCGUCGUCACCGGCUUAACCUUCCACCUCCGCCUCCGCAAGGACCCCACCUCAAAAGUCCUCGCCAACACCCUCGACAUCGCGGCCGUCUGGAAGAAACACAUGUACACCCUCUACGCGGGAAGUCUCCUCAUCCUCGUGCGCUCCGUCUUCCGGCUGGUCGAAUACGGCCAGGGGAACGCCGGCUACAUAAUCUCGCACGAGGUGUUUUUGUACGUCUUUGACGCAUGCCUGAUGUUCACCACCAUGGUUCUCUUCGCUGUGGUUCAUGGGAGCGAGUUGAAUGCCUUGUUGAAGGGCGGUAGGGGCAGGGCUGUAAGGAAGGGCUUCGAGGUCUACAGCUUGAAGCAGAACCCAGGACAUGGCCUCCCAUGA
Molecule: messenger RNA, 885 nt
Organism: Fonsecaea multimorphosa CBS 102226
Lineage: Eukaryota; Fungi; Ascomycota; Eurotiomycetes; Chaetothyriales; Herpotrichiellaceae
Exons: 2
Coding region: 1-885 (294 amino acids)
Cellular component (GO): membrane
Source: RefSeq, a predicted model, not a curated record